Salvia splendens (bonfire salvia) is the source of this 774-nucleotide messenger RNA. RefSeq names its product secreted RxLR effector protein 161-like. The coding region runs from base 1 to 774 and encodes 257 amino acids. The record is from RefSeq and is a predicted model, not a curated record. The transcript has a single exon. Lineage: Eukaryota; Viridiplantae; Streptophyta; Magnoliopsida; Lamiales; Lamiaceae.
AUGAAGAAUACUUCAACUCCAAUGCCUAUGCACUUCAAACUGUCAAAGGAGCAGGCAGCCAAAGGUGAUGAAGAAAGGAAGGAAAUGGAUGCAAUUCCAUAUUCUAACAUCAUUGGGAGUUUGAUGUACCUGAUGAUAUGCACAAGACCCGACAUGGCUCAUGCUAUAAAUGCAACAAGUCGUUACAUGGCAGACUAUGGCAGACAGCACUGGAGUGCUCUCAAGUGGACUUUGAGGUAUUUGGGAGGUGCUAGUAACCUGGGAAUUUUGUUUACUGAUCAAGGUAGAGCUGAGGAAGAAGCUUUGCAAGGUUAUUGCGACUCAGAUUAUGCCGCGAGCAUUGAUACAAGAAGAUCGCAGACUGGCUACAUAUUCACUUUGUUUGGUGCUGCUAUAUGUUGGAAGUCGAGUUUGCAGAAUGUGGUUGCUUUAUCCACCACUGAAGCUGAGUAUAUAGCACUGACCUCAGCAGUGAAAGAAGGCAAAUGGUUGCUCGGUCUCGUUGGAGAGUUCAAUGUGCAGCAGACUGGAGUCACCAUACAUUGUGACAAUAAUGGAGCAUUGUGUUUAGCCAAACACCAGAUGUUCCACGAGCGCAGCAAACACAUCGAUGUUAGGCUGCAUUUUAUACGUGAUGAAGUCGAAAGUGGGAAAGUGAAGCUGGUGAAGAUAGGCACAACUCACAAUCCCGCAGACAUGUUGACAAAGCCUUUGAGUAAGGAAAAGUUUAGAUAUUGCUGCAGAUUAGUGAGUAUGCAUCAGAUGGUAUUUUGA